Patiria miniata (bat star) is the source of this 6981-nucleotide messenger RNA. RefSeq lists its product as uncharacterized. The record is from RefSeq and is a predicted model, not a curated record. The coding region runs from base 425 to 3463 and encodes 1012 amino acids. The transcript has 6 exons. Gene Ontology annotation, biological process: protein ubiquitination; Notch signaling pathway. Lineage: Eukaryota; Metazoa; Echinodermata; Asteroidea; Valvatida; Asterinidae.
AGUGAUGCAUUAUUGUGCCUGAAAAUAACGAUUGCGUACAGCCGGAAAUUCCCAGUGCUUGCUGGUUGGUUGGAACCUUCACGUGACCAGGUAUUGCGUGCUCCGGGAAUUCCCGUUCUUGUUUUGCAAUUGUGCUCGAUCGUGGAAUUUUGAUCUAAAAAUAUCCAGCUGUAAAUACCCAUUCUCCAAAUAAAUGCGCAAUACCUGCAAACGCAAACCGUCGGCACUCGACAUAGAACAGUCAUUGAGUCAGUACUGUACGUAUGGGCGGUUGUUCAAGUUGUGGAAGACAAGGAGUGGAACAGUUAUGGUACUGUAUACUGGGUGCUUUUUACUACGAAUAUCUUGCAAGAGCAUAAUAGUGGAGCACUUUUAAAGUGCAUAACUGCAUCAGACACGAAGGGGCUAGUAGAAGUAAGGCAUCAUGGCGAAGAACGACGUGGAUCAUGUCGAGCUCAUUGAGAAGGCCCUCCUAGUGCAGAACCUGAAGUGCCUUGGAGCAGCUCCUCAGAUGUCCGAUGCCGUGCUACGGGACAAGCUCAUUAUUCAUUUUCAGAAGAAAUCCAACCAUGGUGGGGAUAUUCGAAAAGUGAUUUUUCCUUUGAACUCUGUAAAAGAGGAUGCCAUCGUCAUUUUUGCUGAUGCCAAAGAUAUGUUGUCUGCUGCUCAGCAUGAACACGUGUUUAGAAGUCAUCCUUUAAGGGUUAGAAGGUUACCCCCUGUAUUUACAGUCGUUGAGGCUAAGAUUGACCCUCUCUAUUUCAAUAUCAUGCCUCUUGAUGCAUCAACUGAAUUUUCUGAAAGGAUAGAAAACUUGGCCAACGUCGAAGUUGAUAAAACCAAUGCCGGCAAGAUAUCUUGUUCGCAACCUUCUCAAUUGAAGCUUGUUGAGAGAGAGAUCUGUGGACUUGUAAUGAAUCGUGCAGCAGACUCUGUGUCGUCCGAAGAUGAUGGAUGUGAGGCAACCAGGGCUUCCAACUUUGGUUUUGAGUCCAGUCCUGUGCAGAGAGCCCUAGAGAAGCAUUGGUAUAAAGAAGACGAUGAGAUGGAAGUCGCAGACGAAAACGAAGAACGUAGAACCACUGGUUCUUUGUCAAAGCAGUCUGAUGAGCCUGAAGAUUUUUUAGGUGAUCAUUCUCCCAAAAUGCAACUCGCUUCAACAAGGGAAGAGCGCGAUGACAUGUCAGAAAAGAAGCAGAGUUCUGCUCAACACGAUUUAGCACUUCUGGAAACAGAUGCUGAAAAAAUCUCUGGGCAUCUCAAAAACACAGACCAUGUGGUUCUCGACAAGUGCACUUACGACUACCUAAAGUUAUUUGAGAGUGCAACACUCAACAACAUAUUGAAACGAAAUAGGGUACAGAUAAAGGUUGCACCAGGGAAAACCAGCGAAAAUUUAGACGGUUUUAUCUUUCCCUCAAGCCGUAAAACCACAGAUGAGAAUGUUGCUAAGGCGAAGGAUGAGUUCAUAUCGUUUUAUCAGGAGGUUCACUUUGGCAUAGAACGGAAAACGAUUGACUGUUCGUCUGCUGAUUCAGCGAGUAUUGGGAAAGCAACAGAUGAGACACGUCAUCAGUUCAAGGCCGACGCCCUGAUCACCAAGGUUGAUGGGUCUCCUAAUCUUCGUCUCAUUCUUAGAAGGGGAGAUGUGGAGGAGGUGGCUCGACAGUUUCGUAAGAUCGCUGGUAUCAAGUCUGGAAAGACACUGCGCAGCGCAGGGGCUGGUGUCCAAGGUACCGGGGCUACAAGUACUGGCAUUGAUAAAAGCAUAAGAUUUGGCAACUGGAACCCGGAAGUCCAGUCACCAGAUGAUCAACAGAAUAGGCAAUCGAGUCAUAACCCUCGACUGAAAAGUGAGUCACCUAAUGAUGCAAUGGACUUUAUAACCAACGAGGGAAUGCACAUUGUAAUUCGCACGGGAGACAUCACCAAACUGACCGCCAAUGCUGUCGUCUGUCCAACAGAUCAGCAUCUCAAAAAUGAAUUUGGUGGAGUAGCAAAAGCAAUCAUGGAUGCCGCUGGUCCCGAAUCGAGGCAAUACUGUCACGAUUUAAUGAAGACACGUCAUAUAAAGUAUCUGACGAUUGCUGAGUGUAUUGUUGCACCGGGAUUCAAACUCAAAUAUAAUGCGAUUAUAUACGUUUGUGGACCUACUGACCCCGUUUCGGCACGUUUCGGUACAGAUUUGUAUGUCACAUUUCUUAGCUGUCUACGCGCUGCUGAAAGUGGCAAGAUGUCAUCCUUGGCAAUACCUUUAAUCGGUUCAGGCACCAUUCGUUCUCCGAAGUCGUUUUGUGCCGGUGCUCUUGCUCAAGCUGUAAUCGAUUUUAGUCGAGAGUCUCGUGGGUCGAAUGUUGUCGGAGAGGUGAUCUUGGUUAACAUCGAUGAGGAUUCCAGUAACGCCAUUCAACAGUCCCUUCAGACGGUUUUCAGUCCACUGAAUUACGCCCCACUUAAUGCUAGGCACAUGGGUGAUUCAAAUAGAUCAGCAGCCGUGGGAAUUGGCGUUUCACAAUCUACUUAUAUGGAUCAAGGGAAACCAACAAGGGUAGACCGAGAUACACCUCUAAUGUCAUCAGGAAGCCACCACUCAGCUCCAGAUGUUGGAUGCGACAAAAGGCUGAAACAGGGGGACUCAAAAAGGCAGGUAGAGAAAGAGCAUCAUGGCAUUCACAAAAAGCCCGAAAAUCAGCAUCUAACGGUGGAGGAUUGGCCCACACUGCAAGAGUCGAAGGAGCCGGUUAAGAAAAAUCAUAACGACCCUCUUGGUGGUAAUGCUGAAGAUGACGAAGCCUAUGGAAACAGACGAGCAUCUCAUGGUGACCCAGCAGACAAAUCAGUAGCGUGCACUGGGGAUAAAGGCGGUCCAUUGCAUGCGAAAACACCGGCUGAAUCUGCCGAUGAUCAGAAAGAUGAAUGCCCUAUUUGCUUGGCAGAUAAAAUGAUUGACGCAGUGGCCCUCAGGUGCAAGCAUCGAUUCUGUAAAUAUUGCAUCGAGAAAGCGCUGAAGAGCAGUUACAGAUGUCCAGUAUGCCAAGCAGUGUGUAGCCAACCAAAAGGCAAUCAGCCAAAAGGAACGAUGAGACACACCGCCGACAGGUACUUGCAUCUCCCUGGCUACGAAAAAGAUGGAGUCAUAACCAUAGACUAUUACAUACAAGGUGGCAUACAAUCGGCUGAUCAUCCCAACCCCGGAACGUAUUUCAUCGGCAUCACCCGAACUGCAUAUUUACCUGACAACGCAGAAGGCAGGGAGGUCCUAGGCCUUCUGAGAAAAGCAUUUGAUGCAGGGCUCGUGUUCACGGUCGGACGGUCGGUCACCAGCGGUCAAGAGAACAUCGUGACCUGGAAUGACAUUCAUCAUAAAACCAGCAUGUCUGGCGGACCACAAAACUAUGGCUACCCUGAUCCUGGCUACCUUAAGAGAGUGAAGGAAGACUUGGCAGCAAAGGGUAUUAAGUGAAGUUCCCUACGUGAAGGUGACACGCGAACUGCAUGGCUUCUUUGUCUCGCAUUGCAACUUAAAAACAACUGGAAUAAUCUCAAAAUAGUUAAUACCAGUUAUACAAACAUUCAUUCAGCUUGAUUAAGGGCCAAGUAAAUUGUUUAUAUCAAAUGGCCGUCUAUUUUGCUGAACCAUCAUUAAGAAAUGUGUUCGUUUAAUUUUAGAUAUCAGUCAACCAUAAAGGCUUGUUUCCGUACAUUGUAGCCUUAAACUGUCAUGAUACUCCAACGAAGUUCUUUUGCAAAAUGUUUGUAAAUAUCGACAAAAGUCAUGUCGCAAAAAUGUAACUUGAAUGUUGAAGUACAUGUAAUACAGAAGUACAGUGCAUAUAAUCAUGUAGUACAGUUAUAAUUAAUUGAUGUGUGUACAAUUAAGUAUCCAAAAGUUCAUAUCAGUGUCUAUGUAAUAUGACGUUUGAAAGUAAAAGUACAACUUGUAAUAGUUGAAGAAAGCUAGAGAAAACUCGUAAAAGUCUAAGUAGACAAAAAAAAAUGAUGUGGUAUUGGUAUAUUUUGCGUACUGCCAAUCUCCUCAUCUUUCGAUCAAUUAUGUACAAUAGGAAGUGAACAUCAAUUAAUGCUGACAAACUGCUUUCAAUACUGCACUGUAAGCAUCAAAGUGUCAUCAAAGACUUGAAAAUUACAGCAAAAGCAAAUGUUGUAUAUUCCCUUUAAUAUCAAUAUUAAUAUUGUACGAUCUAUGACAUUACGUAAUUUUAAAGCGAAUAUUUCAAUCAGUUUGAAAGAUCGUUCUCGUAAUGGUAAGGUUUGUAGUGUAGACUUUCAUAAUGGCAGUGUCAAAAAAAUGCUUUGACACUAUUCCUUUAAUGUGUGUUACGCGAUGCAAUAUGAAUCGAUUUGAAAUCGAUUUGCAUGCUUUGAAGAAUGCAAAUCGGGCUAUUUGACUUUAUCUUGCAAAUUCGAGGUUAAAACAGUGAAAUGAAUGUACAGUUUCGUUGUUAUUGUUUUGAAAUGAAUGUAUAUUAUGAUAGUUGUGGUUUAAGCUCAUUAACAAAGGUUUCCACCUGGUGGAUGAUGAUGAUGAUCCUGAUAAUAAGUAAAACAAAAAAAGAAGUACAUACUAUGAUGGAGAUACAAACAAGCAAACCCUGGUUUUAUUUAACCAGACUUAGUACAUGUAUUCGUAAGCUUUAUGAGAAAUAAGACGGAUUGUGUUUUUUUUUUCGUUUGAUUCAUAGUUUUUUUUCAUAUAGUUUGCCUGCAUGUCAAAAUGAACUUGUAUAAAUCGCUCAACAUUAUAGUGCUUUGUCAUGCGAUAUUAUUCCAGGAUAUUAAGGUAUACACCAACGAUAUUUUGCAUGUCAUUCGAUAUACAAAUGUUUGCAACAUAAAAUGAGUAAAAGGGGCAUGUUUGUCAUUUGAUGUCUGACCCCAUAUCAUUUCAAUUGAAUUUAAUAAUAAAUCAUAAUAAGCGAAUGUUGACAAUACAAUACAAUACAAAAACAGGGAAAGCAUUCUGUUAAUUUCUUGGGGUUUUUUUGAGAGAAAUUUCCCAUUGUAUGUGAAUGACUAUAGCCACUUUAUAUUAGGGCUACAAAGGCUAGGCACGCAGGAUAUUUUCAAGAUUUUUGGGGUAUAGUUCUUAAAUUCACUUUUGCACUAACUUUCGCCUCGUAUUGUAUCUUCCAGAUAUUUAUAUUCAGUUCAAAAACUGAAGUCUUAAAACAAUCCCAUGAUCUUAUAGACAGUUUGGAUAAUUUUUGAUUUUACAGUUGCAAUGUCCUUUGAUAAUCAAACAGCUUGCAGAAUAUGCAUUGUAAAACAGUUGUAACACAUAAUCAGUGGGUCAUGUAUUUCAGCCAAAUUUGGUAUUUCAGUGAUAUUUAUGUUGACGAGAAAAUCCUGUAAUUACUGAACCGAAAUUGUUUAAUUCUUAUUUUUCCUAUGACGACCUUUACAGUAUAGCUUCGAUAUAUCUGUAGUAAUGUGUCUUAAACACUGCCUUUAAAGCAAAUAGUGUUAUUACACUCUAAAAACUACGUUUAGCAAUUAAACACAAUCUUGCUAUCACUUUGUAAACAGAUUUAGGUGGUAAACAUUACGUGUCCAAAUCCUAAAUAUCAAUAUUCAAUGGUUAAACACUACAUGUAUAUCCAUCAAUAUUCUAAACAUGUUUAGUGCUGAAACGUUUUUACAAACUGAUAGCAAGUGUAUAGAAAGUGUUUCAUUGCAGUGUAAAGUGUUUAGUUGGCAAUCAUUAAUUUUGCUACAUAGUAUUUGAAUUGCUGUAGAUUUAGAUAUCGGCUUCCUUUCAGUGUGCAUUGAUUUAUGGAGAUUUGUAUACUUGCUGAUUAUAUUUCAUUUUGUGAAUCAUGUCAAUUUUCGGAGAGUAGUUCAGUAUAUAGGGCCUACAGUCUCUUGAAGGAUCUUGUGUGCAGAUACGAAGCAUUUAUACACAUUGGGUGCAAAAACAAAUAAGUUUGGUUUGUAAGAUUGCAUUAAAAGAUGUGCUGUCCGUGCUCUCUAAACACGUUUUCAACAUGCAUUUCUUGUUGAACCCAAACUUUUUCGAUUGACUAUUUAUAAAAACCCAUCUUUUUAUUAAGGGCGCUUUUGCGCACAAAAAGAUCCACCAUGCGAGUAGACUGGUUCCCGAUCCGUACAUUUUCGAUAUUGAUAGCGGACGGGAACCACUCUGCAUGCUUUGCGAUUACCGAAUUAUUGCACCGCAAAUUAUACGAAAUGUGUAUAAUUGUUCCAUAACAUAAUUAAAGGUAGCCGAUUCUUUCUUUCGAUAUCUCAAUUAAAUAAAGUAAAUAACUUUUGUAUUGCUUAAGAAAAUAGCAGUUUCAGUCACAUUUUUAAAGACCAAAUUGACGUCUCGAGUGAGUAAUGAAUUGUGAUUCGGAAUUGUGGAUAAGCAAACCACGUGGUGCUGUAAUCUUGCCAUUUAUUGGCCUAGGGCCCCGUGACGUGUUCUGUUUAUCCAAGGCAUUGUUCAUGAGAAUUUGCGCAUGCGCGAGUGAGAAGUUAACUUGGCUUAUUGUCUAGAUGAAACACGAAAAUAGCACGCACAGUCAAUUUUAAAUCAGUUGGAAAAAUGACUAUUCUAUGUGGCUGCCGAACAAACAUUAAUUUUCUUUAGUACAAAAAAAACGGUCGCUUAUAGCCAAAAAAAACCAGUUUACUCGCCAAAAAUCAUGUGAUAUUUUUGGUUUUCAUUGCUUAGAUUUCAAUUUUGUAUGCAGAGUUUCAUCUUCGAGAACUGAUCGAGGAAUUGAGGGAUAAAAAAAAGAAAACGCCCUCGUAAUGGGCAUCAUUCUGAUCAACGAAACCUCAAGAUUUUUUUUUUAAUUUAAAAGCAAUCACGCAUGAUGUUGGUGUUCAUUUUCCGUUCAAGAAUCAGCUCUCGAAACUGGCUAAACUCUGUAUUCUUUUGAUAUACAUAUUCCCCAUUAGUUGACGUAUGUAUACUUAAUUGAAACGCUGCAAUAAAUAAAAGCCGCUGCAUCCCUU